AUGCUUACACAAAUAAUUGCAACCAGUCUCAUAGCCGCAGCGGCUUCGGCUUUUAACGGAGAUGCCAAUAAUAAUAUUGCAGCCUAUUGGGGACAAAAUGCCGGUGGUUCCCAACAGUCAUUAGGAGAAUAUUGUAAUUCCACAUCUGCUGAUAUUAUCAUAAUGUCAUUUAUGAAUGGAUUCCCUAACUUAGAAUUAAAUUUUGCCAAUCAAUGUAGUCUGACAUUUAGUGAUGGUCUUUUACAUUGCUCAAACAUUGGACAAGAUAUUAAGUCGUGUCAAGAACAAGGUAAAGUAGUCUUAUUAUCAUUAGGAGGUGCCGAAGGGCAAUAUGGAUUUUCGUCCGAUUCUCAAGCAGAACAAUUUGCAACCACCAUGUGGAAUAAAUUUGGAGGUGGACAAGACAACGAAAGACCAUUUGAUGACGCCGUAGUUGACGGUUUCGAUUUCGAUAUCGAGAAUAAGGAUCAAACCGGAUACGUCGCUCUAGCCAAAAAAUUACGUGGAUACUUCAAAGAAGACAGUUCUAAGAAGUAUUACUUAGCAGCAGCUCCACAAUGUCCAUACCCCGAUGAAUCUGUUGGUGACCUUUUACUGCAAGCAGAAAUUGAUUUUUGCUUUAUUCAAUUCUACAACAAUUAUUGUUCUUUAAAUGGCCAAUUUAAUUGGCAAACUUGGCGUACUUAUGCCAAAUCAACUUCACCAAAUAAGGAUAUCAAAUUAUACUUAGGUUUACCUGGUUCUCCUGCCUCUGCUGGUUCUGGCUAUGUUGGUUUAUCAGAAGUUGAAAAUGCCUUAGGUAGUAUUCAUGAAGACCCUGCAUUUGGUGGUAUUUCCGUUUGGGAUGUUUCUUCCGCACAACAGGACGGGUUCCUUGAUGGACUUAGAAACCUUUUGGGUUCAGUACCUGAAAAUUCCAAUACUCCAACUUCUAACUCGGAUGCAGAAGACGAGGUUGUUGUGAGGACCGCAGAACAAACCCUUACCCCUACUGCACUUGCCGAUCCAGAAAAAGAUGCCAAUCCAGAUCCUGUUGUGAAAGUAGUCUAUACUACAGUUACAACAACUAUCCACGUUGCACGUGCAACUGGAUUGGAAAAGAGGGAUGAAGCAAUUGUUUUACAAGGAGAAUCAUCCAACACUAAAGCCGGUGUAGUCUUAUUACUCCUAAGCUUGCUUGCUUUUGCUCUUCUUUAG
Molecule: messenger RNA, 1197 nt
Organism: Hemisphaericaspora subhashii
Lineage: Eukaryota; Fungi; Ascomycota; Pichiomycetes; Serinales; Debaryomycetaceae
Product: glycoside hydrolase family 18 protein
Exons: 1
Coding region: 1-1197 (398 amino acids)
Biological process (GO): carbohydrate metabolic process
Cellular component (GO): extracellular region
Molecular function (GO): chitinase activity
Source: RefSeq, a predicted model, not a curated record